This is a messenger RNA of Capronia epimyces CBS 606.96, 1662 nucleotides long. RefSeq lists its product as uncharacterized. Bases 1 to 1662 code for a protein of 553 amino acids. Gene Ontology annotation, molecular function: heme binding; iron ion binding; monooxygenase activity. The transcript has a single exon. NCBI's taxonomy places the organism in Eukaryota, Fungi, Ascomycota, Eurotiomycetes, Chaetothyriales, Herpotrichiellaceae. The record is from RefSeq and is a predicted model, not a curated record.
AUGGCGCUCCAAUUCCCCGACUUCCUCAGUACGUAUCGGUUCUGGAUCGCUUCCUCACUAUUCUGCUCGAAUCUGCUGGUCAGAUAUGCCCCGAAUUACUCCAUCCGUCACUCCUACACAUGGACAGCCUCGGCGGCCUACCUUCUCUGCUGGCUGAUCUACGCCGUAUACUGCGUCCUCAUCUAUCCUCACUUUGUCAGUCCUCUGCGGCACCUCCCCAAUGUACCGGGUGGCUCGCUCUUCAACGGCCAAUGGUCUGUCGUGGUCAAAGAGCCGUCCGGCAUGCCUCUUCGACGAUGGGCAAAUGAGAUCCCCAACGAGGGGCUGCUUCGGUACCUCCAUCUCUUCAACCGCGAGCGCCUCCUGAUCACCAAUCCCAAGGCCCUUGCCGAAGUUCUGACCACCAAGAGCUACGACUUCAUCAAACCUGGACUCGUCCGCAAUGGCCUUGCCCAGGUUCUGGGCGUUGGAAUCCUUCUUGCCGAGGGCGACGAGCAUAAAGCACAGCGGAAGAAUCUCAUGCCGGCCUUCCACUUCCGGCACAUCAAGGAGCUGUAUCCUAUCUUCUGGUCCAAGGCCAUGGAGCUGGUGCAUUGCAUCCAAGCGGAGCUGAAGCCGGAAGCCGGAGUCGAAUCUUCCAUCGAGAUUGGCGACUGGGCUAGUCGGGCCACGCUUGACAUUAUCGGCACCACUGGCAUGGGCCAGGAGUUCAAUGCUCUCCGGGACCCGACAAAUGAGCUGAAUCGCGUCUACCGUGCUGCGUUCCAACCCGACCGCGCCGCCCAACUCCUUGCGCUGCUACAGUUCAUCCUGCCGUCGUUCAUCUUGCGCAGCCUUCCGCUGGCGCGCAACCGGACUGUGCAAGCGGCCGCGAAGGUUGCCCGCGACACGUGCCGGCGGCUGGUGGAGCAGAAGAAGCGACGUCUCGCCAACAAGGAGCCUAUGCAGCCGGACAUCACCUCGGUGGCCCUCGAGUCCGGCGGCUUCACGGACGAUGAACUGGUCGACAACAUGAUGACAUUUCUGGCUGCGGGACACGAGACGACUGCUUCUGCAUUCACCUGGGCGGUGUACAUGCUGUGCCAGCACCCAGAGAUCCAGACCCGUCUGAGGCAGGAAGUCCACUCACACAUCCCAAACCCCGGUCCGGAGAUGCAGAUCACGCAUGACCUCAUCGACCACAUGCCCUACCUGCACGCCGUGUGUCAGGAGACGCUGCGGCUGUGGGCGCCUGUACCAUUGACCCUGCGCCUCGCGGCUGCCAACACGUCGAUUCUCGGCCAUUUCGUGCCCAAGAACACCAUCAUCAUCCUCUCACCGUGGGCCGUCAACAACAACGUUGAGAUGUGGGGCCCCGAUGCCGACAAAUUCAAUCCAGACCGCUGGACUGCCCCUGGUCAAGCCAACGCCGGGGGUGCCGUCAGCAACUACGCCUUCCUCACCUUCCUGCACGGGCCGAGAAGCUGUAUCGGCAUGAAGUUCGCCCAGGCCGAGUUCGCAUGUCUGCUUGCCGCAUUCGUGGCCUCGUUCGAGACGACUCUGGCGGACCCGGACGAGAAGAUGGAAAUCAAAGGCGGGGUCACGGCGAGGCCCAAGAAUGGACUCCGAGUGUGUCUCAAGAGCGUGCCGUGGGGACUGAGCAGCCGAACAGAGCUGCUUUGA